GCACCUCUUCCUCCUCCUCCUCCUCCUCUCCUAUACUCCGCUCUCUGACUCCGCGGCUCCUCAUUCACUAGAAGAUGGCGGACUGCGCUCCACUAUUAGAUGAGGAACUCUCGUCCUUCGUUUUCAAUUACCUGACAGAAAACUCCGGCAGCCAGUAUGGGGAGGAGGAGGUGUGUUCGGACCGCUUGGACACUGACUUCCCGGACAUCGACCUCUCUCAGCUGGACACCAGCGACUUCGACAGCGUCAACUGUCUCAGCGAGCUGCAGUGGUGCAACGACCAGGCGCCGGACGCGUCGCCGCCCUCCGUCCGCUACAGCGCCGCCGAUGAGCUCUUCGAGAUCGAGGAGGAGAACGCGGCGCUGCUCGCCGCUCUGACCGACAGUCUGGACGGCAUGGUGGACGGCGAGGUGGGCGGGCUCUCCGUCUUCCCGGCCCUGGGGGAGGAGCCCGACCAGGAAGAGGAGGAGGAGGAGGAAGAGGAGGAGGGCCGUCUUCCCCUCGGCGCCGAGGACUUCAGCCAGUCCAUGGGGUCCGAGACGGACGACCCAUCUCUGCUGAUGAAACUCCUGCUGACUCCUCCCAACGUGCCCCCCGCCGCCUCCACCGACGCACACAAAGACAGAGGCCACGGCCAUCGCUAUAGCAACAGGAGCCUGCACCUGCGGCCCGCCAGGCCCCCGGUCAAGGCCGACCUCCGCCAGCAGAGGAAGCCCCGGGCGGUGCGCCCCGCCGGCCACCUGUGCACCGAGCUCCACCGCCACCUCACCACGGCCCGGGACGCAGGGGCCGCGCCGGCCCCCGACACGGAGGAGGACGAGGAGGACGAGGACGACGAGGAAAGCGAGUCGGAGGAGGACGAAGAAGAAGAAGAAGGAGAAGAAGAAGAAGAGUCUUCCGGCAGCGAGGUGGAGGCCGCGUGCGCGGCGGCCCCCGCCGAGCCGCCGGAGCCUCAGUUCGGCUCGGAGAGGGAACUGCGCUCGGUGGUGGAGCUGAUCACCUACAUGCACACGUACUGCCUGCCCACGCGCAAGCAGCAGGGCUGGGAGCGGAAGGACCGCGAGGCCGCCAGGCCCCGGGGGGCCAGAGCCGAGGGCCCCCGCCCGGCCCCCGCUGGCUCUCACAGCAGAGUCGUCUUGGUCCCCGCCGCGCCGCCGCCGGCCGGGACGGGCCCCCGCAGGGUCCCCUUCGCCAGGCGGAGGGAGGUGAAGGCCAACUCCCUCCUCCGCGAGCUCCUGCAGCGGAGCAGCUCCUUCGACGUGAGCAAGCCUUACAGACUGCACAGCCCCCCUUACUCCCACCCCCACGGCCCCGCCCCCGCCGCCACCGCCGCCGCCCCUAAGCCGGAGCUGCGCAAAGACUCGUUCUCCCCCGAGAGGAGGAGCGGCUCCCUGGAGGCGCCGGCGGGCGGCGAGGAGGCGGCGGAGGACGGCGGCUCCUUCUCGGUCCGGCGCUCGCGGCGCCUGGCCUCCUUCCCCAGCCGCUUCGGCAAGAGGCUGCGGCCUGGGCGGGCGAGGGAGGGGGAGCGGAAAGGCCGGGAGGAGAGGGAGGAGGGACGGGCGGGGGGGCUCAAACUCCUGCCGACGCAGGCGGGCGGGGGCACGACGACGGAGGCCCAGACGCCGACGGCGAGCGACGAGUCGGCGUCGCCCUGCUGCCACAACGAGAAGCGAGCCUGCCUCUGUCUGACCCUCACCCCCAGCUCCACAGGCCGAGAGUCCCAGUACAGCAGCAAGCCUUUCGAGCCGACGCUGGGCAUGGAUCUGUGUGGAACGGCAGGUCUCACCCCUCCCACCACCCCGCCUCACAAACCGGUGGAGGAUGAGCUCUUCAAGCCGGUCGAGGGAGGAAAGGGGGGGGAAGGAACCGGAGGAGGAGGAGGAGGCGAGUCCGCUCACACGGCCUCCAGUACCAACGCCGCCGCCGCCAAGGGCUCGACCCCCCGGCUGAGCCGCGGCGCCCACCACCGGAAGCUCCCGGAGCAGACGGAGCUGUACGCCCAGCUGCGCCGCAUGGGCCAGGCCGGCGACAGCGACACCCAGCGCGCCUUCGGCGACCACGACUACUGCGCGCUGAGCCUCGGGGAGAGCCGCAAGCGCAGCGCCGCCAUGCUCGGCGCCAUCCUGCAGGCGCAAGGAGGCGGCUCAGCGGCCAAAGAGGCGGACGGGCGGGGGUCGCGGGAAAAGGCGAGCGGGGAGGGGCCGGCGGAGCAUCUGUGGCAGCAGAGCGCGGCGGUGACCCUCUCACCGGCGCCGCCGUCGGCGACGUCACUGCUGCGCUGCCUGACGGCGGCUGCCGCCACGCCGCCGGUCUCGGAGGAAGAGGCGGAGCGCUCGUCUGCGUCGCGCUCGCCCUCGCCCGUCCUCCACCUAUGUCCCGACUCGCCCGCCAGCAAGACGGACUGCAGUGAAAACUCUGAGAUCCCACCCGACGACAAGCAGAGGAACAAAGCCAAGUCUGACGAGGACAACUGCCAGGUGUUUUACAUCCACAACCUGCCAACGAGCGUGACCCAGAACAUGCUGAGGAAACGCUUCCAGGUUUUCGGCAAACCCGAGGACUGCAAAGUCAUCAUCUGCAACGAGUAAGUGUCCCGGGAACCUUUUUGUUCUGUUAUGGGAGGGCAUCACAUUCUUUAUCACAUUAUAGUGCUGUAGACAAAUAAUUCACCCCGGGUGAAAGAUCAGCCUUAGCUUUUAGCUUUGUUUUUUUCUGUGUCCUUCCAAUGUCGUACAUCUGAUUU
This is a messenger RNA of Pungitius pungitius (ninespine stickleback), 2743 nucleotides long. RefSeq names its product peroxisome proliferator-activated receptor gamma coactivator 1-beta. NCBI's taxonomy places the organism in Eukaryota, Metazoa, Chordata, Actinopteri, Perciformes, Gasterosteidae. The record is from RefSeq and is a predicted model, not a curated record. Gene Ontology annotation, cellular component: nucleus. Gene Ontology annotation, biological process: positive regulation of transcription by RNA polymerase II. The transcript is spliced from 10 exons. The coding region runs from base 75 to 2588 and encodes 837 amino acids. Gene Ontology annotation, molecular function: nucleic acid binding; transcription factor binding.